Molecule: messenger RNA, 825 nt
Organism: Pleurotus ostreatus (oyster mushroom)
Lineage: Eukaryota; Fungi; Basidiomycota; Agaricomycetes; Agaricales; Pleurotaceae
Exons: 3
Coding region: 1-825 (274 amino acids)
Source: RefSeq, a predicted model, not a curated record
AUGUCCGGACUUCCCAGAAGCGACGAUAACUUCGCCAGCGUCGGCACCGACUACUCUUCCCCUCAAUACUCCUCCAGUAACACCACGACCGACAGUACUUCUCCCCAGUACGGAUCCAGUACCCGGGCAACCGAUAACUCUUCGUCACAAUAUUCCGCCAGCAAGAACCCCGCCAAUACCACGGACUUCUCUUCCCCACAGAACGCUGCCAGCACCCGCGUCGCUCACGGCACAGACUUCAACAACCCAUCCCACCACGUCCGCCACGACGAAUCCGAGCCUCUUCCCGGUGCACGAGGAGCACGCGACACGGUUGAUUACAGCCCGGAUAAUCUUGGAGAUGACAACACCAGUUGGGCCAGGGACAAACAUACCGCAGCUGCAGACUACACGUCGACCAAUGAACGUCGCAAUGAGUCUGAGCGUCUUCCUAGUGCCCUGGGAGGACGCGAUACGGUUGACGAUCGCACGAACAACCUUGGGGGUGACAACACUAGCUUCGGCAGGGAUAAACAUUCGGCAGGUAUCAACACCUCGUCCAACAAUCAACGAAGCAACCUCGGGAGCAACACAAACCAGGCUUCAGGGGGACGCACAGAUGCCUUCGAAGAUAAUUUCUCCCGCCAAGACGAUCCAACACAUGCUGGCUUCGGCAAAGACAUUGCGGCAGGCGAAACGAAGGGACACGCCGGUGUAGGCGACAAAGUAAUCGGGAAGACCCAGCAGAUGGUAGGCAAAAUGACAAACAACGCUGACCUCCGCGAGAAGGGUGAAUUGCGGGAAACAAGUGGGAAAGAGGGUGUGUACAGGGCGCCCCGCGACUAG